Molecule: messenger RNA, 3608 nt
Organism: Armigeres subalbatus
Lineage: Eukaryota; Metazoa; Arthropoda; Insecta; Diptera; Culicidae
Product: 1-acyl-sn-glycerol-3-phosphate acyltransferase delta-like
Exons: 5
Coding region: 664-1869 (401 amino acids)
Cellular component (GO): endomembrane system
Molecular function (GO): 1-acylglycerol-3-phosphate O-acyltransferase activity
Source: RefSeq, a predicted model, not a curated record
GCUGAACAUCCGUCGUUUAUUCGUCGUCUUUGCUUCCAACCAAUGAGGUUCCAGAAUCGACUUCCUUCUUUUGUGCAACACUCGCAUAGCGGAUCUUUUAUAUUUAUCACCCAGUUGAUGUGAUUCAGAUACCGAAAGUUGGCAUCUGAUUCUAUCUAUACACGUCGCAAGUAGUGGAAAGUACAAACGCGUGAAAAGUGUGCAUUGGAUUUCCAUAGACUAAACCCAGUUUUCCGCAGGUUUCGGAUUGAAGAUAAAACUAACCUGAAUGGAGGUUAUUUUGUUUUCACAAAAAUAACAUACAUUUACUCCAUAUCAGUGUACGGUGGUGAUAAUGUAAGAGUGAUAGCAGCCUGAGGAUAAUGAUUUCAUCCGCAGCUUACCGUUGAGUUGCUUUGUUACGUAGAUACGUUCAAAAAAAAAAACUGAAUCAACGCGCAGUUAUUUCGUUGUGGCGAUCCGGUUUUAGUAAUCUUGCAGCAGCCGCGUGGAACCUUCGGUUACUUAACUCGAAGAUUGACAACAAUUAUGUUCAAGCCUGGAUACAAUUGAGUGAAAGUUGUUAGCAGUGAUAUCGUAUGAUUAGCGCGUUUGGUGUUAUUCGCAUCGUCGAAUUCAGUGGUGUUUUAGCUUUUAGUUAAACAAUAAAAAUCAUAAGCAAUCAUGUCGGGCUUUUGGUCGGUUGUCAAACAAUCAACGUUGAUGCAUCUUUGCUUUGCAAUAUCAUAUUUCACAUCCGGACUGAUCAUCAACACUGUACAAUGUGUACUUUACUUUGGACUUAAACCGUUCAACAAGAGACUUUACAGGCAGAUAGGAUGGUAUCUGUGUUAUUCGUUUUACUCACAACUGGUUUUCUUGGCUGACUGGUGGUCCGGCUCUACUCUCUAUCUCUACAUAAGUGAUGAAGAUUUAAAGCAUUGUGGCAAAGAGCACGUUCUAUUGUUGAUGAACCAUACCUAUGAAAUCGACUGGUUGGUCGGAUGGGUUUUCUGUGAAAAAGUGAGAGUGCUAGGAAACUGCAAGGCGUACGCCAAAAAGGUCAUUCAGUAUAUCCCAACAAUCGGAUGGGCAUGGAAGUUUGCCGAGUUUGUUUUCUUGGAACGUUCGUUUGACAAGGAUAAGGAAAUCAUUGGCCGUCAACUUAAAGAAAUCAUGGACUAUCCCGAUCCAGUGUGGUUGCUGCUGAAUGCGGAAGGAACUCGCUUCACUGAGAAGAAGCAUGAAGCUUCCAUUAAGUUUGCUCGCGAUCGCGGGAUGGUCGAACUGAAGCAUCAUUUGAUUCCAAGGACCAAGGGCUUUACAUCCAGUUUACCGGAGUUGCGAAAUAGGAGCGUUAUUUUAGAUAUUCAACUAGGUAUCAGCAAGGAUUCUCCUGUUAAGCCUACCAUUUUCAACAUCUUAAAUGGAAAGUCAAUAGAAUCGCAUAUGCAUGUACGUCGUAUUACUUUCGAUCAAGUACCGGAAGAUGAAGAGAAAGCGGCAGAAUGGUUGCAAGAGCUAUUUCGUCAAAAGGAUAUCAUGCAAGAAAGUUUUCAUAAGCAUGGAGAUUUCUUCACUGGUUCUAAUAUCGUCCGAAAAGUUCCCAUAAAAUUGCAGCCACGAUUGCACACUCUGAUUAACAUGGUAGCCUGGAAUGUGAUCACAGUGGUUCCGAUGACGUACUAUCUAAUCCAGUUGUUGGUUAGCGGCGAAAUUAUGUACUUUUCUAUCGGAACUUCGAUUCUUGUUGCUUUUUACGGUCUUAUGGUGAGAGCGAUUGGAAUGUCGAAAAUCAGCAAAGCAUCGUCCUAUGGCUCGGAAAAGAAGAACGAACAACACAGGCAUGACAACGGAUCACCAACCAAUGAGACCACCAAAACUAAGUAGAACUUUUAGCUUAUGUACUUGAAUAUGUAGUUUGUACACCGUUGUAUAACUUAUUGGCCAGUUUGGCCCUUUGAACCCGGCCCGUAGCUUAGCUCAUCCUUUUCCAAAAACAUUAUAGUUUCUAUUUUUUGGAGCUGACUAUUUUGGCUCAAGGCAUAUAUUACAGUGUUCUAUACUUCCGGAACUGCGAAUACGCGGUCACACGAUAAGCUACCGACACCGUCAUGCCAAAUUUUUGCUAGACAGUUUAUAUUUAUCUGUUUUUAACGGAAGUAGCAAUGAUUAGCGCCAAACUGCUUAAAGCGGUGUCAUCUGGUAAGAUCAUUCUUUUUCAAAUAGCGAACGGUGAAAUUAGUAGCGGAUGUACUGUUGUUACUCAUUUAUAUCCUUGAUAUAGGUAUACACGAAUAAAGUAGGUAACGAUCGUACGGUUUAUGAACUCGAAAAACAGGAAGAAGAGCAACUAUGAGAGAAUAAUCUAUUUAUUACCAAUUUUUCGGUGAAGUAUAGUUUAUAUUGUGCAGUGUUAUCUGCACUGAAAGGUAUUGACGUAAUGGAUACAGACAAGCAGAAACGAAUAAUUCAUUGUUGUCAUUGGAUAUUCUGCCUACCAAAUCAGUAAAAAAAAACUGAGUACAAAUUUUACCACCAAAUACACCAUUUCAGUUACAAUUGUCAAACCACCACCUUUAAUAACCGACACAUGAUAUUAUUUAUUGCUUGGAUCUGUAUCUAUAGUACUUUGCCUGAAAUGAAUUACGCAGAAAAUAAAUAACAUCAGUUAUAAACAACUAUUUAAUUAGUCAUAAGAAUAAUUUUAGAAACGACUUUUGGCAAAGUGAGCAACACUAAAAACAGAAAACGAAUUCAAUUGUUUAACUGCAUAAAUUAUUACGCACAAGUUUGAUUGAAUACCAACUUGCAAUAUAUGGAAUUGUUUUAAACAAUGAGUGACUGUUCAUAAUUUCCGCACUUAUUGAAAAUUUCCGAAAACCCACAUUGUAAUGAAGGCCCCAUUAUUAUGCCACACAUAAAUUAUAGAAGUUUUAUCAUUGAAACUUUGUGUGUAAUAUGAAUGCAAGUGGUUGACUCGAAUUCGAAAAUAUUCAUCAGGACACAUGCAGAAGAUCUAUAGUGUAUGCGGUAUAAAUUCAUCAUAGCUGAUUAAUUACUUUAUGUUUACCUAAGCACGACAAUGCAUUAUGCUCAAAAAUAAGCCAUUUUCAAUAAGACGGAAAUCAGUAAUUUCGUGGACUUUUUCUCAAAAGGCAUUUAUGAUUGUAUAGACGAUAUUUUCGACGUUUGAAUUUUCGUGAAAAAAUUAUACAGAAGUUAUGUCACUUAUUGCAUUAUAUUACCUAUGUGAAUCAAAAUUAUAAACGAUACGCAAGUAGUUGCUAUUUAAUGAGCUUUUUUUUUUUCUAAAAAUCAUGAAUGCCUUGGAGAAGUUCCUCGAAUCAUUGUUAAUUAAUCGCUCUAAAAACGUGUCAAACGUGCAACCCAGAAGCCGAGCUUCCUUGUUAAUCUACUUUAUCAUUAAAUACAUUCGCUACAGUGAAUUAAAAACGUUUUCUGAAUUUUGUGAGUUUACGUGUACUUUUCAUGAUAAUUAUUUAAGGUUCUCUUACAAAAGCAGCAAGAUAAAAUCGAUUUAACAAACAGUGGUGAAAGUGCGCGCCGAGGACAGUUGGCGUAUACGGUGAAAUAAAAAAAGUUUUAAUCUGUUGAUUAGAAUCGUA